Cyanistes caeruleus (blue tit) is the source of this 3555-nucleotide messenger RNA. It is a transcript of the gene NFE2L1, whose product is annotated as NFE2 like bZIP transcription factor 1. The record is from RefSeq and is a predicted model, not a curated record. Gene Ontology annotation, cellular component: nucleus. NCBI's taxonomy places the organism in Eukaryota, Metazoa, Chordata, Aves, Passeriformes, Paridae. Gene Ontology annotation, molecular function: DNA-binding transcription factor activity, RNA polymerase II-specific; RNA polymerase II cis-regulatory region sequence-specific DNA binding. Gene Ontology annotation, biological process: regulation of transcription by RNA polymerase II.
GGGAGCAUUCCCGGUAUUUUAUGGAAAACCCCCUGGCCCGGCUGGAAACUGCGCCGAGCAGGGAAAACAGAGCCGGAUUCCUUCAGCCAGCGGGAAGUUGACGCACCAGCCUAAGAAUAGCUCGGGCAGGGGCAGCGUGGAAAGUGUUGUCGGAGCUGCUGAUGAAAUCGCAGCCGGGAGCGGAGGAGUCUUUGGACCUUCCCAUGCUCGGGACCUUUGACUCAUAAAAAGCUCCUUCAAAAAGCGUCGGGAGCAGAAGAGGGAGAGGAAGAGGAGCCGGAGAAGGGAAGGAGGAGGUGUUGGAAGGAGCAGAGCCCGUCCCGGAGCGUGGGCAGCCGCGGGGGGACAGAGGAGGUCGCUGCAUGUGGAGUUUUCGGACAAAAUGCUCUCUCUGAAGAAAUACUUCACGGAAGGCCUGAUCCAGUUCACCAUCCUGCUCAGCCUCCUCGGCGUGCGCCUGGACGUGGACACCUACCUGAAUUCCCAACUCCCUCCCCUGCGGGAGAUCAUCCUGGGCCAGAGCUCUGCCUACACCCAGACCCAGUUCCACAACCUGCGCAACACCUUGGACGGAUAUGGCAUCCACCCCAAAAGCGUCCAGCUGGACUCUUACUUCAGCGCCCGCCGCCUGCUCAGCCAGGUGAGGGCUCUGGACAGGCUGCAGGUGCCCAGCACCGAGGUCAGUGCCUGGUUGGUGCACAGAGAUCCCGAAGGAUCCGUGUCUGGAGGGCAGCCCGGAGCCGGGAGCGGGCUGCAGGAUGCCGGAGCAGGUGAUGGAGGAGUGAGGGAGAGCGGAGCUGAGCAGGGUUUUGGGGAAGAGCUGGAGGAUUUAGGAGCUGUGGCUGCGCCUGUCAAUGGAGAUCUCACCAAAGAGGUGCCCGGUGCGGAGGAUCAGACAGCGCUGUCCCUGGAGGAGUGCCUUAGGCUGCUGGAGGCCACCUUCCCUUUCGGGGACAAUUCCGAGUUCCCAGCUGCGGAUGUCUCCGCCCUGAGCGAGGCCGUGCCGGGGCAGAGCCGGGCUCCGGGCGGCCCCCCCAGCCUGCUGUCCCCUCUCCUGGCCGAGACCGAGUCCCCCUUCGACCUGGAGCAGCAGUGGCAGGACCUGAUGUCCAUCAUGGAGAUGCAGGCCAUGGAGGUGAACGGCACCGGCGCCGAGAGCCUCUACGGCGGCACCGGCGGCGACCUGCUGGCGUCCAACUACAGCCUGGCCCCCGGCACGCCCAUCAACCAGAACGUCAGCCUGCAUCAGGCCUCGCUGGGGGGCUGCUCCCAGGACUUCUCCCUCUUCAGCUCGGACAUGGAGAGCCCCUCCAUGGCGGGCGGCUCGGCCCUGCUGCAGCUGGCGCCCGACAACUCCACCGGCCUCAACAGCACCUUCGGCUCCACCAACCUGAGCGGGAUCUUCUUCCCGCCCCAGAUGAACGGCACGGGCAACGAGACGGCCGGGCCCGAGCUGCCCGACCCCCUGGGAGGGCUCCUGGACGAGGCCAUGCUGGAUGAGAUCAGCCUGAUGGACUUGGCCAUCGAGGAGGGCUUCAACCCCGUGCAGGCCUCGCAGCUGGAAGAGGAGUUCGAUUCCGACUCAGGUCUUUCCCUGGAUUCCGGCCACAGCCCCGCGUCCCUGAGCAGCUCCGAAGCCUCGUCCUCAUCGUCCUCGUCCUCUUCGUCCUCUUCCUCCUCCUCGUUUUCCGAGGAAGGCGCCGUGGGCUACAGCUCGGACUCGGAGAACGUGGACUUUGAGGAAGCGGAAGGGGCGGUUGGCUACCAGCCAGAGUACAGCAAGUUCUGCCGCAUGAGCUACCAGGACCCGGCGCAGCUCCAUUACCUGCCUUACCUGGAGCACGUCGGCCACAACCACACCUACAACAUGGCCCCGGCCGCCCUGGACCCCGAGGAGCCCAAAGCGCCCGGCGCCGGCAAGAAGAGCGGCAAGGAGAAACCCUCGGAGCUGCUGGACAAGCAGCUGAGCCGCGACGAGCACCGCGCCAGGGCCAUGAAGAUCCCCUUCACCAACGACAAGAUCAUCAACCUGCCCGUGGAGGAGUUCAACGAGCUCCUCUCCAAGUACCAGCUGAGCGAGGCGCAGCUCAGCCUCAUCCGCGACAUCCGCCGGCGCGGCAAGAACAAGAUGGCAGCGCAGAACUGCCGCAAGAGGAAGCUGGACACCAUCCUCAACCUGGAGCGCGACGUGGAGGAGCUGCAACGCGACAAAUCCAAACUGCUCAGGGAGAAGGUGGAAUUCCUGAAAUCCAUCCGGCAGAUGAAGCAGAAGGUGCAGAGCCUGUACCAGGAGGUGUUCGGGCGGCUGCGGGACGAGCAGGGCCGGCCCUACUCGCCGAGCCGCUACGCGCUGCAGUACGGCAGCGACGGCAGCGUGCUGCUGAUCCCCCGCGCGCCCGCGCCCGCCGAGCCGCAGCCGCGGCGCCAGGAGCGCAAGCAGAAGGACAGGAGGAAGUGAAGGCGGCGGCGGAAGGGAGAGCUGGGAUGAGGGCCGAGCCUGGAAGCGCUUGCGGAGGGAACUUUGAUGCCUUCUUAUCCGAUUCUGUCUUCUCGAAGCGGCGCCGCCGCCGCCGGGGACUCUGCGGGAGCGGCCGUCCCGAAAAUAAAAAUAAAGGGGGGGAUGGAGCCUUCGCCCCCCUCCGAGCCCAGCUGCCACUGCCCAGCCCCGAGGUGCUGGGAGAGCAGGGACGAGCUGGCAUCGCUGCUGGGGAGGUUGGCACGAGGUGGAUAAAACAAAAAGAAAAAAAAAAAAAAAACAAAAAAAACCCCACAAAAAAAAAAUCCCGAGAAAACAACAACAACAAAAAAAGAGAUUUAAGCGAAGGGACUUCGAGUUAUAGGAGAGACGUUUUUCUGAACUUCCAAAGUUCUGUGAUUUCAGGUAGUUGGUUUUUAUUUUAUUUUUUUCCUUUUUUUUUUUUCCUGGUUCUUUUUUGGUUUUGUUUUUAUUUUUUUUUUUCCCCUUUUUAUUAUUUUUUAUUUUUUGUUUUAUUUUUUUUUUUUCCUUUUAUCCCGACCCCGUUUUUGGCGCCGUCGAGAGAUUCCGGAUUUCUCCUUCCUCGAGCACCCGAGAUCACAGCAGGGCACACGUGGAGAGACACAAAAAAAAAGUGGAAAGACACAAAAAAAAAUGGAAAGACACAAAAAAAAAGUGAAGAGACACAAAAAAAAAGCAACUUUCAUUAACCCCUUCCCGCCCGAGGAAACUCAAACCUCGGAUGGGGAGGAAAAAAAGGCGACAAAACCAUCCCGGAAAGGAAAAUUUAAAAAAUUUUAAAAAAAUUAAAAAAGAAAGGACAACGAGCAGGGAAAUCCACGGAGCUUUGGGAAAAGCGGGAUUCUCAAGGAUCCCCCGGGAAAAGCUCAAUUUCCUGGGAAUUCGGGGAGGAAUUUGGGGUCGGGAAGGGCGGCGACCUCGCGGUGUCACCUCGAGCGUCCCCAUCCCAUCAUUUCAUGGCGGGGGGGGAAAAUCGAUUUCAACCUCGAUUUUAUUUUAUUUUUGCCCUUCACUGCCUUUUAGGGUCUAGAAGUGCUUGUGUUAAGUAAAAAAAAAAA